AUGGAAGAAGAUGAGGAGGAAGAGGCUGAGGCGGACGAGGAUGGUGAAGACGCCAUAGACGAUGCCGACGGACUGGAUGAUGCCAAUGAGGGCGGGGAUGCUCAGCUUGGAUCCCGCAUCCUGGCGCGAGUGGCAGAAGGCAAGCAAACGGAUCUCAACGCGCUGAAGCAAGAGAUUCAGGAUGAUGCCAGCCUUCUAGGUCAGUGGAGGAAGGCGCAAGAGUUGGGUGAGAAGCGCACCAGGGAAGAGGUCUUUAAAGGCCUUGUCGCCAACUGCUCUACCUACUUCGGGUAUUCAGAAGAGCUGGCCGAGUACUUUCUGCAGAUGUUCAGCCCGGAAACGGCAAUCAAGUUCUUCGAGGCCAACGAGCAGCAACGGCCAUUGACUUUGCGGACCAACACACUCAAGGCACGGCGCUCGUCCUUGAUGCAGGCGCUGACGCAGCGCAAGGUCCAAGUUGAUCCAGUCGGAAGUUGGACCAAAGUUGGUUUGAAAGUUUAUCAGUCACAAGUUCCUGUUGGCGCGACUCCCGAGUACCUGGGUGGCCAUUACAUGAUUCAGAGUGCAUCUUCGUUUAUUCCAGUGAUGGCGUUGGCUCCACAACAGGGUCAUCUGGUUAUGGGAGAGAGCAGUCGCCGGUGUCCCCGAACACGUCGGACGAGUGCGCUGAGAAAGGUUCUCAUACUGUACACUGGUGGCACAAUUGGUAUGGCCCGUGGUGCUGACGGGAGCUUAGGCCCAAUACGUGGGGCACUGAAGAAGCGACUGCGGUCUGUGGACGAGCUCAAUCAGGAUCUUUUUCCACAGUGUUUCUUCGAUGAGUUUGACCCGCUGUUGGACUCCGCUGACAUGUGCCCUGAAGAUUGGUGCACCAUGGCUUCGUGCAUCGAGCGUCAUUACUACGAUUUUGACGGCUUUGUCGUCUUGCAUGGCACGGACACGAUGGCCUACACUGCAUCGGCACUUAGCUUCAUGCUUGAGCAGCUCUCCAAGCCGGUCAUUCUUACAGGCUCUCAGCUUCCAAUGGAGGAGCCAUUGACAGACGCCCGCUCGAAUCUGCUGCGGGCUGUCAUCAUAGCAGGUCGAGCAGAUUUGACGGAGGUUUGCAUCUUCUUUGGUAGCAAGCUCUUCCGGGGAAAUCGCUGCAAGAAGCUGGAUGCGAACGCUUUGACGGCCUUCGACUCACCCAAUUUUCCUGAGUUAGCCGUCGUUGGAACAGAGGUCAAGAUUCAUCACCGGCUGCUGUGCAAUCCACCCAAAGGAAGAUUCCGCGUACAUCUGAUGACGGUGACGGACAUCAUUGUUGUUUGUGUGGUACCAGGUUUUUCCGAUGGCUUCUUUGACAGCGUGGCUACAGCAGGAAAUGUGAAGGGCGUUGUUCUCAUGCUUUACGGUUGCGGAAACGCGCCUGCACGCAAGACGAGCUUUCUGGCUGCCUGCUCCAAGCUGGUCACUGCUGGAAUUGUCGUGGUGGCCUGCUCUCAGUGUAUACAUGGCAAUGUGGAGCUGGAUAAGUACGCAGUGGGUCGUGCAAUUGCAGACUGCGGCGUGAUUCCUGGCCAUGAUAUGACUGCAGAGGCUACUGUCACGAAGUUAGCAUACUUGCUGUCCAAGGGUCUUUCCCCGGGCGAGUGCCGCAAGGCUAUGCAAGACAACUUGCGCGGUGAAAUGUUCUCGCCUGCGAAGACUUUAGACGUUUCUUCCUCGUGGAUGGAUUUGCCAAGUCCAUCAUGA
Molecule: messenger RNA, 1734 nt
Organism: Symbiodinium necroappetens
Lineage: Eukaryota; Dinophyceae; Suessiales; Symbiodiniaceae
Source: the annotation of a GenBank genome assembly